Molecule: messenger RNA, 3351 nt
Organism: Monosiga brevicollis MX1
Lineage: Eukaryota; Choanoflagellata; Craspedida; Salpingoecidae
Exons: 5
Coding region: 1-3351 (1116 amino acids)
Biological process (GO): tRNA processing
Molecular function (GO): tRNA dihydrouridine synthase activity; flavin adenine dinucleotide binding
Source: RefSeq, a predicted model, not a curated record
AUGGCGGUGCCUGCGCGCCAGGAGACGGCCGCGCUGGCAGCGCAUCGAGCGGAGGCUUGGCGGUUUUGGACAGACGUGCUGGGCGCUCCCCGCCACGUGUGUGCGCCCAUGGUCUGGAACAGCGAGGCUGCCUUUCGCUGUCUUGUGCGUGACCAUGGUGCCCACUUGGCAUACACACCAAUGUGGCGAGCAGCUAUUGUAUGCCAGUACCGCGAUAGUCCAGAGUGGACGCCGCGCACGCCCGCGGAGAAGGAAGCCGCAGGUAUACUCUAUGACGUACAAUGUGCCCCAGAGCAGGACCGACCGCUCAUCGCCCAGUUGUGCGCCACCAAAGUCGAAGAUUUUGUGGCUGCAGCGCAAAUUCUCGAGCCCUUUGUAGACGCCAUCGAUCUCAACUUGGGCUGUCCGCAAAACACGGCAAAGCGCGAAGGCUUUGGGGCCUAUCUCAUGGAUGAUUUGCCUCGCGUUGAAGCCAUGCUAAGAGCCGCACGCGCCGUUCUGCACAAGCCGAUCACAGCUAAAGUCCGCCUCUUCCCGACCCUCACGGCCACCCGCGCCUACUUGCAAAUGUUGGAGGCAGCCGGUUGCUCCCUGAUUGCCAUUCAUGCACGAUUGCGUGGACAACGACAUCACCAAGGGCAGCCCGACUUUGCCAUGGUGCGUGAGGCCCGUGAUGCCGUGGACAUCCCACUGCUGGUCAAUGGCGGCGUGCGCAGCCUGCGCCAGGCGGAGAGCGUUCUCGAGUACACGGGGGUCGCAGGCGUUAUGGUGGCCGGUGCUCUGCUCGAGUUGCCACGCCUCUUUGCGGGACAAAUGGAUUUGGCGCGUUUGGCCGAUGCCAGGCUCUACCUACAAUAUGCCGAGCGCUACCCGCCACCCGCCAUUCGCUAUGUUCGAGAUCACCUCAUGACCCUUUUAAAGCCUGUGCUUUAUGCCCAUCUCUGGCUCGACCUUUAUAACCUCGUCAACCGCAAUCGCCGCGUUUGCACCCUGGAGCAGUAUCGUCUCAUCCUUGCUGUCCUGGAACAUCGCCUGCAAUACCAUCGUGCGCCCACCCAUGGCCCCAGUGAUGAGCGUCUCGACCAAACAGAUGUACCGGCUUUGGAGGAUGCAGUCGCGUGUUUGAGUCUGCAGGCCAAUCCCCAAGAAAAUGUGAUCCAACCCGCGGCUAGCAUCGACCCCCAAACCCAGCCUUCCUGCACGCCAGACCAGCCUGCGCUUGGAGGCACGGCCACACUUAGCACGGCAGAAGGCUUGCCGGUUCACAACUACACGAGUUUUCGUGCGCCAACCCGGCAAGCCAUCGACUUUCGCUGCACCUUGUGCGACACGGUGCCCACCCUCCGCGCCAUUGUUCAUUGCGCAGCCCGAAUGUCUGAACCUCGGGCUGCAGCCGAGCGGCCAGCAUCGGCCGCCCGUCUGGCUGCUCGCAUUCCAGCUCCCGAACUUCCCAAACGUGCCUUCGUCGGCCCCUUUGAUUUGAAAGACGCUUGGCGUGUACGCUUUGACCCUGAUGUAUUGGAGGAGGAGGAGGACGAUACGCAAGGGCGUGAGGCACACCUAUUGCCUGCCAUUUGUGAGGACCUGCUCUUCGACUUUAUCCAAGAACCAAUCCGCGAUAUUGUAGCCGAAACGUGGAAUUCCUCAAAUUUACGUGAGGCCGCUCUAGCCGCAGACACCCUGCUGAACGAGGUCAUUCGGAACGAUGUACAGCGCCUCACACAACGUCAGGUGCAGCGCCAUCUCCUCGCAUUAGUUGGGGCUCGGUUGCGUCGAGAGAUUUUUGACCAAGUUGUCCACCGACUGCUUCGGGAAACGGUGGUUGAUACGGUCGCCGAUAUUUAUGGCGAAGCCUUCUCCUUGGUGGUCACACGUGACUUGAUCAACAGCGUAGUCACUGAAGCUGUUGAAGCAGCACGGCCUAAACCACCAUAUCGCCGACUACUCUCACCCGUGAGCCGGGCGUUGCACACCGUUUGCGCUGCGAUUGCCGACGGAGACGGAGUCAUAAUGCUGGUGCUAGACGUGGAGCUGGUGCUGGAAGUAGAGCUUGUGCUAGAGGUAGAGCUGGUGCUUGAGGUGGAACUGGUGCUAGAGCUUGAUGUUGUACUCGAGGUUGAGCUUGUGCUGGAUGUUGAGCUGGAGCUAGACGUGAAGCUGGUGCUGGAGGUAGAGCUUGUGCUGGAAGUAGAGCUUGUGCUGGAGGUAGAGCUUGUGCUAGAGCUUGAUGUUGUACUGGAGGUAGAGCUCGUGCUGGAAGUUGAUGUAGUACUGGAGGUAGAGCUUGUGCUGGAAGUAGAGCUGGUGCUAGAUGUUGAUGUAGUACUGGAAGUAGAGCUGGUGCUAGAGCUUGAUGUUGUACUGGAAGUAGAGCUGGUGCUAGAUGUUGAUGUAGUACUGGAAGUAGAGCUGGUGCUGGAAGUAGAGCUUGUGCUGGAGGUAGAGCUUGUGCUGGAGGUAGAGCUUGUGCUGGAAGUAGAGCUUGUGCUGGAAGUCGAGCUUGUGCUGGAAGUUGAGCUGGUGCUGGUUGUUGAUGUAGUACUGAAGGUAGAGCUGGUGCUGGAAGUAGAGCUUGUGCUGGAGGUAGAGCUUGUGCUAGACGUCGAACUGGUGCUAGAGGUUGAUGUAGUACUGAAGGUAGAGCUUGUGCUGGAAGUAGAGCUUGUGCUGGAAGUCGAGCUUGUGCUGGAAGUAGAGCUGGUGCUGGAUGUAGAGCUGGUGCUAGAUGUUGAUGUAGUACUGGAAGUCGAGCUGGUGCUGGAAGUAGAGCUGGUGCUGGAAGUAGAGCUUGUGCUGGAAGUCGAGCUGGUGCUGGAAGUCGAGCUUGUGCUGGAGGUAGAGCUUGUGCUGGAAGUCGAGCUGGUGCUGGAUGUAGAGCUGGUGCUAGAUGUUGAUGUAGUACUGGAAGUCGAGCUGGUGCUGGAGGUAGAGCUUGUGCUGGAUGUAGAGCUUGUGCUGGAAGUAGAGCUUGUGCUGGAAGUCGAGCUUGUGCUGGAAGUCGAGCUGGUGCUGGAUGUAGAGCUGGUGCUAGAUGUUGAUGUAGUACUGGAAGUCGAGCUGGUGCUGGAAGUAGAGCUGGUGCUGGAAGUAGAGCUUGUGCUGGAAGUCGAGCUGGUGCUGGAAGUCGAGCUGGUGCUGGAAGUAGAGCUGGUGCUGGAUGAAGAGCUGGCGCUGGAGGUUGAUGAAGUACUGGAGGUGGAGCUGCUUGAUGAAUUACUGGAAGUAGAGCUGGUGCUAGAGGUUGAUGUAGUACUGAAAGUGGAGCGAAAGCUAGUACUUGAUGAGCUGGUGCUCGAGGUGGAGCUAGUACUCGAUGAAGAGCUGGUGCUUGAGAUUGAGUUGAUACUGUGA